UCGUUUGCAAUGGGUGCAGCACUAUCUGUAAUCCCCAUCGUGGGGCCCCUAAGCACUAUUGCGACAUCUGCUCUAGCAGGUGUUGCAUUCUGCUGCACAUCGACAGCGGCCUCGAUGUUCUGCAAGUCAUGUAACUGCAACUCGUCAAUCGCAACCCGUGUUGGCUUUGCUUUGAUAUUCUGUCUCAAUUCGAUACUGGCAUGGAUUAUGAAGACCGAUUUUAUGAUCCGGCUUAUCGAGAAGUGGAGCUAUGACUACAUUAAGAUGGAAUGCAAAGAGGGCAAAUGUUACGGAGUGCUCGCUGUACAUCGAAUUUGCUUCGCGCUGUCGCUGUUCCACUUCAUUUUGGGUGCGCUGCUGAUCGGCGUGAACAACACUCGCGACAAGCGUUCUGCGAUUCAGAACGGGUUCUGGGGACCCAAAGUUCUCCUCUGGAUCCUUCUCAUCGUGGCGUCUUUCUUCAUUCCCAAUGAGUUCUUCAUGUUUUGGGGCAACUGGGUCGCUAUGAUAGGAGCCAGCAUCUUCAUCAUUAUUGGACUCGUUCUGCUGGUCGACUUUGCCCAUUCUUGGUCCGAGAUGUGUCUGGAGAAAUGGGAAGCAUCCGACUCCAAUCUGUGGCAAUUUGUCCUCGUUGGUUCGACUGCUGGCCUGUAUUCCGCGGCCAUUGCGCUGACGGGGAUAAUGUAUGCUUGGUUCGCCAGUUCCGGAUGCACCCUCAACCGCUUCUUCAUCUCGUUCAACUUGGCGCUCCUCAUUAUCAUCACUAUCAUCAGCAUACAUCCCGCCGUUCAGGAGGCGAAUCCCCGGUCCGGUCUUGCACAAUCCGCCAUGAUUGCCGCAUACUGCACCUACCUCGUCACUUCCGCCGUUGGGAAUCACAAUGAUGGCACUUGCAACCCAUGGGGUGGUGGAGCAGCGACUACACGCACCACCACAGUUAUUCUCGGUGCUGUCUUCACGUUCCUCGCCAUUGCCUAUUCCACUUCGAGGGCCGCCACACAGAGUAAGGCUCUUAUUGGAAAGGGGAGGAAGGGCUACGAUUCCAUGGAUGGCUACACUGCUGUCCCAACUGCUGAUGGCCAACAUAUUCUCACCUCGCAGCCCAGUCGUAGGGAUACGCCCCGGUACCAGGCACUUUUGGCUGCAGUCGAAGCUGGCUCCAUUCCUGCUUCGGCUCUCGACGAAGACGACGACCAGGAUUUGGAAGACGAUGAACCCUCGGGUGAGGAAAGAGACGAUGAGAGGAGCAGCACGAAGUAUAAUUAUUCUUGGUUCCACGUCAUCUUCAUUAUGGGCUGUAUGUAUGUCGCUAUGUUACUGACAGACUGGAAUGUCGUGCACGAUUCUGGAGUGGGUGAUAAUCCUGUUUACAUCGGCCGCUCCGAGACCGCGAUGUGGAUGCGCAUUGUAUCGUCAUGGAUAUCUUACGCACUCUACGUUUGGACUCUCGUUGCACCAAUGGUGUUCCCUGGAAGGUUCGAGGAUUUCUGAGUCGGUUUAUUGUAUAUGAUUGCAAUGUGCAUCUGUAC
Molecule: messenger RNA, 1529 nt
Organism: Dacryopinax primogenitus
Lineage: Eukaryota; Fungi; Basidiomycota; Dacrymycetes; Dacrymycetales; Dacrymycetaceae
Product: TMS membrane protein
Exons: 6
Coding region: 10-1491 (493 amino acids)
Cellular component (GO): membrane
Source: RefSeq, a predicted model, not a curated record